AUGCACCGCGGUCUCUCGCUACUCCUCCUCGCCGUCACGGCAACCUGGACCGUGGCGGCACCCACCAAGCCGCGUGCGAAGCAUAGCUUCAAGGCUGGCGCCAAGGGUCACAAGAAGUGCUCCGGUGGCCAGGCCAUGUCUCGUGCUUAUCGCAAGUACGGGUGGGACAUCAUCUUCCAGGAGCCUCUCUCGACGUUUGAGGAUAAGUGGCCAAGCGAGGGCUACUCGGACCAGCAGUCCAGCGCGUCGCCUUGGGAAGUAUACACGACUCUCACCAUCGCACCCUGGGAAGUGGCUCAGCCUUCCAGCGCCGCCGCCGGGUACGGACUCCCUUCUUCGAGCUCAGACGCAUGGUUCAUCAUCGGAUCAUCCAGCGUGCCAGCGUUCCCAUCCGAGAGCGUCAUCGUCUCUGGUUCGCCUGCCUCGGCUAGCGUGAUUCCUUCCGGACAGCCCUCCCAGCCCUGGCCCGUGAGCAGCAUUGCGGCGAGCACGUCUGUGCCUCUGCCUUCUCAGUUCGGAUCCAGCAGUAUGAGGCCAGGCCCUGCCUCAAGCAGCAGUUCAGUGGUCAGCGCGCCCGCACCGUCAUCCUCAUCUCCUUCGGGCAGCGGAUCUGACGAUGGCGAAGUCAGCGCCACUCCCGAGGACAAUGAGGCUGCUUACAUCUCACCCGUCACUAUUGGAGGCCAGAAGAUGAACCUGGACUUCGACACCGGAUCUGCCGACCUCUGGGUGUUCAGUUCUGCCAUGCCUCAGAGCGAGAGCUCCGGCCACGCUGUGUUCAACCCAUCCAAGAGCUCCACUUUCAAGAAGUACGGUGGCGGGUCAUGGCAGAUUCAGUACGGCGACGGCAGCACCGCCCAAGGUUCAGUUGGCUUUGAUGUUGUCAACGUCGGCGGCGUCAUCGCGCAGAGGCAGGCCAUUGAGCUUGCCGAGGAGGUGUCCACAUCCUUCCUAGAGUGGGAGGCGAACGAUGGUCUGCUGGGUCUGGCAUUCAGUAGCAUCAACACAGUCUCACCCCAGCCGCAGAAGACGUGGUUCGAGAAUGUGAUGGACGAUCUCGAGCAACCCCUCUUCACCGCUGACCUCGAGGAAGACGCUUCUGGCACCUACGAGUUCGGAACGAUCGACACGAGCAAGUACACUGGCGAGAUCAGCUACGCUCCAGUGGACAACCGCGACGGUUUCUGGGCCGUCGAGUCGCAGACGUACACCGUCGGCGGCAACACUCACCAAUGCCAGACCUGCAGCUUGACCAUCGCCGACACCGGCACCUCGCUCUUGAUCUGGGACAACGAUGUCGUCGAGACGUACUACAGCCAAGUGCAAGGCGCGCAGCUGUCCAGCCAGGGUUACCAGUACCCUUGCAGCUCAACCCUUCCAGACUUCGGCGUGGCGAUCGGCGACCACACCGUGACGGUAAAGGGGGCGGACAUGACGUACAUGGAGGCAGGGCAAGGGAUAUGCUUCGGUGGUAUUCAGCCCAACGAAGGCAAUGGGGUGAACAUCAUCGGAGACGUGCUGCUGAAGCAGUACUUUGCGGUCUUUGAUGCUGGGCAGAUGCGUUUCGGGGUGGCUGCGAAGGCAUAA
Saxophila tyrrhenica is the source of this 1587-nucleotide messenger RNA. RefSeq lists its product as uncharacterized. The transcript has a single exon. Lineage: Eukaryota; Fungi; Ascomycota; Dothideomycetes; Mycosphaerellales; Extremaceae. Gene Ontology annotation, molecular function: aspartic-type endopeptidase activity. The record is from RefSeq and is a predicted model, not a curated record. The coding region runs from base 1 to 1587 and encodes 528 amino acids. Gene Ontology annotation, biological process: proteolysis.